Molecule: messenger RNA, 2514 nt
Organism: Scophthalmus maximus (turbot)
Lineage: Eukaryota; Metazoa; Chordata; Actinopteri; Pleuronectiformes; Scophthalmidae
Product: insulin-like growth factor-binding protein 3
Exons: 4
Coding region: 838-1707 (289 amino acids)
Biological process (GO): regulation of insulin-like growth factor receptor signaling pathway
Cellular component (GO): extracellular region
Molecular function (GO): fibronectin binding; insulin-like growth factor I binding; insulin-like growth factor II binding
Source: RefSeq, a predicted model, not a curated record
CAAACAGGCCAAAACAGCUACAAGUGGUUUUUUUUGCUGUUGUGAUGAUUCAAGGACUGAGGUGCAGUCUGAACAUGUGUAAUGUAUAUGCAGCCAAGAAAAAAAACAUCUUGCCACAUAUCUGUGCGUGUGAUUCCCUUGAUGACAUUUAAGCUUCUUAAGUUUAUUGCCAAUGAAUAAUUAAAAAACGACACAUACUGGCGCCCCCCCAUGAAUGAAUCCGAGUAUUACAGAUGCUUGUGAGGAUCUGCCGUGUGUGGGCUCCUCGGACUGACACCUGAUACACAUUACAAACAUUUCUGUGGAUAGUUCUCUCGGGGUUGUAUGAUUAUUUCCGAGAAUGUGCAGUCUCAUAACCCGGUGUUCUGCACUGCGUUCUUAUAACGUCUGCAGAAUAUGCAGCCCCUCAGCCAAUCCCCCCGCAGCGAAGGUAACAAGUAAAAGUUUUGAAGGGGGGGGGGGGGGGAGAAUGUGGCCAAUCAUUUUUCAUGUAUUCAUUUCAUUCCAAAGUCAUCCUAAAGAGCCAUAUGCCGUCAAUGUUAUCCCACUUGUCUGCACAUCGCCCCGGCACAUUUGCGCUCCUGGUUGAAAAGGCAGAACGGGAUCGAGUCAGCUCAUCAGGAGACCACAAGCCAUUCGGGGGUGUGACUACAGUUACUGGGGUCUAUAUAUAUUGAGAUGUUUUAGCCGGUGGCUUUAUGUGAAUGAGAGAGAAGCUGCCCCGGAGUACAGUCGCCGCAGUGGAUCAGUGCGCUCCCCCCCUUCCCCCCCCCCCCUCGCCCUCCCGCCCGCCGGCCCCCGGUGCUCGGACACCGUAGACGCUCCCGAGACGCCACCAUGGAUUCACGCUUCCGCGCGCUCUGCGUGACGUUCGUCCUCGCCUCGUUCGCGCGCAGGUCAGGUGCGGUCGGGCCGGUGGUCAGGUGCGAGCCGUGCGACGCCGGAGCGCGGCUCCUGUGCAAGCCGCUGCCCGAGGACUGCGCCGAGAGGGUCCGCGAGCCGGGCUGCGGCUGCUGCGUGACCUGCGCGCUCAGCCGCGGCCAGCCGUGCGGCGUGUACACCGGGCGAUGCGGCUCCGGGACGACUUGUCGGCAUCGGCCCGGCGAGACGAAGCCCCUGCAGGCUCUGCUGGAGGGACGGGGGGUCUGUGCAAACGCCACCAACAGGAGACAAAGCGCCGGCCCGACACCUGCGGUCAAUGAACUACCAGAGAAUACUGACACUACUCCGGAUGAGGAGAGGAAUUCCACCAGCCCGGGCCUUCAGGUCUUGUACAGCACCCACAGACCCAUGGGACCCCCGAGACCACCGCUUCACCCAUUCUACCCCUCUGCCAAGUCGGACCUCCUGAGGCAGGAGCAGCAGAAGCGGACCCAGAGCUUUAAAAUGGAGGAGCUCCCAGGACCACUCAUCACAGACCAACAAAACUUCUCUCUGGAGACCAAACAGGAGCCUGAGUAUGGUCCCUGUCGGAGAGAGAUUGAGAGCAUUCUCAGCAGCCUCAAGAUUACAGACAUACUCAACCCCAGAGGUUUCCGCAUACCAAACUGUGACAAGAAGGGCUUCUAUAAGAAAAAGCAGUGCCGUUCAUCCAAAGGCAGAAAGCGCGGCUUCUGUUGGUGUGUUGACAAAUACGGGCAGCCGUUGCCAGGUUUUGAUGGGAAGGAGCGGGGAGACACCCAGCACUACAACUCCGAGAGCCAAUAGGAGCAGAGCAGAACGGAGGGAGGGAGGGUGGGAGUGAGCGCAAGAAGAAUUGUAAACAAAUGGAGACACUGAGGAUAUUGGGAGAGGGGUCAAGAGAUGGCUCGACCGAUAUCUGGAUGAUUGCUAUUUCUAUCUGUUGCCUGUGGGACCUUUUUCUGAGGCAGUGGCAACGGGAAACAGAGGAAGAGUACCAGGAGGAAGAAAAAAAAACGUUUCUGCCGCAGAUGGAUACUUUAUAAGCUGUUUGUCUCUGACACAACCUGGACGGCUUCUGAGAAGAGGACACACUUAGAGAAUCGAUCUCAGAGGCCCGAUUCUGAUUAUAGGACCCAGAGAUAUUUGUACUCGUCACAGACAUCGACGAGAGAGCUCUUUAUUUACGCACAAUUAAGGGGCAUUGCACAUUUGUACAUGCUUGUGAUAUGUAGUCAAAAUGUGUGUGCUUGUGAUUUCUCAUGACAACCUUAAAAUGUACCUUUCUCAGAGUAAGCAUGCAGUGCCUUACUAUGAAUUCCUGCUUCCUUCCCCUUGUGGAGCUGGAUUGGACUCCAGCUCCGACACAGUGCAUAUGAAGUUGGUUUUUUUUCAUGCUGGAUCUCAGGCCAGAGAAAGAAAGUGGGAAAUUUUCUGUUUUCUGCACCCUGGUUUGUUAUUGUUUCUGAUGUCACUUUGCAUAAGCUGAUUUUUCGGGGAUUUUUUUAGGCCACAAACCGUUAUCUCCCCUUUGGUUUGAGUAAAUAUGUUUUUUGCAUGUUCAAUGCAACCCUCAAAAGUCUAUUUUUACUUAAUAAAGGCAGCAUAAAAUGA